Messenger RNA from Durusdinium trenchii, 2049 nucleotides. The record is from the annotation of a GenBank genome assembly. NCBI's taxonomy places the organism in Eukaryota, Dinophyceae, Suessiales, Symbiodiniaceae.
AUGGCCUUGAGCGCUCAGAGGUUCAAGGAUCACUGCCUCAUCAUCAUUGGUGAUGGUGGUGCGGCGGAUGAAAUCCUGGCCAAGCGGCGCUUGGCUGCUGGGGGGCGCUUGGCGCAUUUUCAGACCCAAGGGCCGGGCGAUCCAAGAAUCUCGCAGCAUUCCAUCGAGGACGGCAGCAGCUUCGACUACUUUACCUGGCAGCCACCCUCUUCGAAGAUGCAGGUCUCCAACUUCGCGCAGAGAUUGCAGGGAAGACGUCGAACCUUUUGGACCAAGAACGGCCCAGAUGGCGUUGAACUUGAAGAGGGUCAUCGUCUCAGCAUCAAUGCGGGCGUGGAUGGGAAGAAGAGGCAUGUGUCUUUGUCCGACGCGGAGGGGAACGUCCUCGUGAGCAUGUCUGGAGAGGUCGUGUUGGAUGUGGACGAAGACACAGCCAAGAACCUGGCGGUUGAGGUUCGAAACACCGAGAUCAACGCGUUCGGCAGCUUUUCAUGGCGCUUCGUCCGCCUAGCGAUGCUGAUACAGCUGGUAUGGCAGGUCUCGAAGCUCUACUUGUCGAUAGCUUUUGAGCAAGAUGCGACCGUUGGGAAAGUGCCAUGGGCUCGGAACCUACUUUCAUCUUUGAGCUGGUCGCUCACAGGACAGAUCGUGUGCACGGAGAUGUGGUGCUACAGCUUGACGGGAGAAGCAGCCACUGUGGCCACCCAUGUGGUGGCCAAUUUGAGUUCCACCGCGGGGAUCAUGUUGGUGAGCUAUUUCCAGUUUUCCGAGUUCUUCUUGUGCUUCGUGGGAGCCAUCAGUGGCUUGGCCACUGCGCCUGGCUUCCAAUAUUUCAACACCAUGGACCGGCAUCCGGAGCGACGUUGGAAGCCGCACCUGGCGUGGACCGUUGGACAAGUCUGCGGAACUGUCGGAUGCUUCCUGAUCUUCGGGUUGAUUGGACAGAUCUAUUCUCUGCUGAUUGCAAGUGGGUACAAUGUGGCAGCGUCAUUCUUUCUCCCCUUCAGCACUGCCAUUGGAGAAACGGGCAUGGUGGUCUUCACCAGACGUAUCUACGAUUGGCUGGUCCACUCUAAGCGCGACGCGGAGGGCCUGGGGCCGUUGGUCGGCGACCAGAUCUACGUGGCGGCGCCAUGCUUGAUCUUCUCGGCCCAUGGCUUCGCGGAGGCGUGUCGCUUGGCGGCGACCCUGGCCGGAGCCAUCAACAGUGGCGGGUUCGCUUGGGUCCCGACCACCUGUUUGGGAAUUGCCUUGAACCUCUCAGCACGACUUGGAUGGUCUCGCUUCGCCCUGAUGCAAAUCACCAAGAAACUCCGUGGAGGUCCAGCUGCCAUGGCCAUUUUUGCACCGACUGGCUGGAGCAAAUUUCAUGAUGAGCUCAAGAUCUACUGUGGAUACUACAGGUUCGUCCUGGUGUUGGCGCUCUGUGCCGUGCGCGCCAUCAUUUACCGAAGCUUUUCGGCCGUGGAUGCCCCGUUGGCCCCGGCCUUCAACCUGUCCGCCACCAUUCUGAUCCCGGUGCUUUUGACGGCCGAGUUUAUCGAAGAUCACAUUGUCACCAAUGAGCUCCUGCCGAUCAACCCGGCUGGGCCAGGGCUGCUGAAAAUCAACGCAGCAGGAGACAAUGCAGAUCCUUGUCAACUCAUCACCUUGGAGCAUUUGCCGAGCGUCGCCGAGAACGACCCCUGGAAGAUGAUGGAGCUUCAGACUGCGAGUCGAAGGUCCAAGAUGAACUUUGACAUGUCGAAUUGCGAGGGUCCGCCGCAGAAGACGGUCUCCUUGAGCUUCAGCGAGACCUAUGUCUGGGCGCGGCUUCGUCGGUGGUUUGGGCAGCCUCGGAGUUUGAACUCCUCGCCGGCGCUGCAUGGGCUCAGAGAGCUACCCUUUCGAAUUCAUUUGAGUUUCAUUGGGAUCGUAGCGGAGUUCACUGCGGGUCUCCUGGGCUUGCUGGUGGGUGCGGGCUACAUGCGUGGCUUGUGCCCAGCGCCCCUAGAGGGCAUGGAGCGUAUUCUGGGGCUUGUGACAUGGAGCGUGCCAUUACCAUGCUAA